Saccharomyces eubayanus is the source of this 513-nucleotide messenger RNA. RefSeq names its product Pam18p (gene PAM18). Gene Ontology annotation, biological process: protein import into mitochondrial matrix. Lineage: Eukaryota; Fungi; Ascomycota; Saccharomycetes; Saccharomycetales; Saccharomycetaceae. The record is from RefSeq and is a predicted model, not a curated record. Gene Ontology annotation, cellular component: PAM complex, Tim23 associated import motor. The coding region runs from base 1 to 513 and encodes 170 amino acids. The transcript has a single exon. Gene Ontology annotation, molecular function: ATPase activator activity.
AUGAGCUCCCAAGGAAAUACCGCUAACUCUAUCGAAGCACCACAACUACCUAUUCCUGGUCAAGUCAAUGGUUCCGCAAAUGUCGAUCUUGGUGGGUCUGGCUUGAACACCAGCGUCCCUGGUAGCCUUCAAGGCCAGAAAGCUGGCAUGGAUCUUUAUUUUGACCAGGCUAUGGACUACAUGGGAGAACACCCUGUUUUAACAGGUUUCGGGGCCUUUUUAACCCUAUACUUCACAGCCGGUGCAUACAAAUCGAUAUCGAAACGGUUAAACGGUGGGAAGUCUGCUACUUCUUUCUUAAAAGGCGGGUUCGAUCCAAAAAUGAAUUCUAAAGAGGCUUUACAGAUUCUAAAUCUAACAGAAAACACAUUGUCUAAGAAAAAAUUGAAAGAAGUCCAUAGGAAAAUCAUGUUAGCCAACCAUCCAGAUAAGGGUGGUUCGCCAUUUGUGGCUACCAAGAUAAACGAAGCCAAAGAUUUUUUAGAGAAAAGGGGUAUAAGUAAAGAAAAAUGA